Erpetoichthys calabaricus (reedfish) is the source of this 5053-nucleotide messenger RNA. RefSeq lists its product as uncharacterized. The transcript has 9 exons. Gene Ontology annotation, cellular component: nucleus; cytoplasm. NCBI's taxonomy places the organism in Eukaryota, Metazoa, Chordata, Cladistia, Polypteriformes, Polypteridae. The record is from RefSeq and is a predicted model, not a curated record. Gene Ontology annotation, biological process: meiotic cell cycle; female meiosis I; mRNA stabilization. Bases 334 to 2991 code for a protein of 885 amino acids.
CGCACUUCCUCCGUUUAUGUCACCUGAGCAAGCACUUCCUGUGAACAACGCAGAAGGGUUAGACUUAAUGGCUGCCGCUAUUUGCAGGGGUGGCUCUAGGUAGAAGAAAGAGCUGAAUAUCAAUAAGGAAUUGCUUAACCUGUGGUGACACGAAAGCUGUUGGCACAAAUGUGACUGCAUGAGGAGAAGUUUUCACUGUGCUGGAUAAAUUAUCGUGAGAUCUCUGUCCAGUUGGCAUGUUUGCAACCUGGCAUAUGAGGCUCACUGUGUUUUAAAGAAAUUAGGUCAGAAUUCAUACUGCAAUGGUGCAAAUCCUGUUGUGCCAGAUAGAAGAUGUCUGAUUCAGGUCCCCCAUUUUACCAGUACAAGCAACAGGUAAACUUAAAUGAAGAAAAACUGGACCCUCAGAUGUUGUCUCCACUUUCACUUAAUGGAAUGAAUAGCACAUCAUCCCUGGAUCCAGCUUUCCUCUACCACCGUUGGUCCGAUUUCACAGAUGAUGUUAGCCCUAAUUUAGGAUUUUCUGAAGCUGGUGGACAAAGAAAUCCAGUCAACCUCUCUUACUCUGGAAAUGGGCCAGAUUUAUUUGGAUUGGUCUCCAGUAUCUUGGAAGAGCCAAAUGGAUCACAACAUCUAGCAGACUGGAGUACUACUUCCAGACUGUUUCCAUCAUUGCCAGUAGAGAACAGUGACUGUGCUGGCUACCCAACAUUAAACAACAGAUCUCCUGCUUUUAUUGAUACAAAAGAACUCUACACUGAAAAUUUUCAGAAAUCACCAGAAACUCAAAGUGAUACCCUCUAUGAAGGCGUACAGGAUCUGAGCUUGAUGGAAUCCUGGCUUUCUGCUGUAAAGAAGGACACCAGCCUAGCAAACCUCCAGCCAGCACGUUCCCCACAGUGGAUCUAUGCACAGGACUCUACCUGCAGGAGUAAUAUGUUUGAUCAGGAAGCAAAAUUCAGUAGUCAUGAGUAUAAUACAGACCCAUGCAUGCACAAUUUUACUAAGGAGCUGCUUAAUGGGGACCCUGAGAAAAAUUCUUUCGAUUUUAGUUCUUGUGCUUUCCAUAAUCAAAGUAACAGUAAAAAUUCUGGACUUCAGAGAGGGAACAAAAAGGAUCAAUUCAGAGAGAAAUUAAGCAAGCAAAAUCUUGUAAACCAGAGUUCUAUCAAUAACCUGAGGAGUAUGCACGUUGGAGAUGGUUGGGGCCUACAAAAGCAAACGUUUAAAAAUUAUGAAGAUCAUAGUAACCUUCAGUCCCUUAAAAAAACAAUUCCACCACCACCAAAUUCUUUUGAUCAACCAAGUUUGAAAGAAAAUGGGAUAAACUGGAGGACCAACUCUGAUACUAUGAUUAAUAGCCAAGAAUGGUGUACCGUAAAUAGAAAAUCUUCUGAUCAAGCAAAUUUAAAACUUCCAGAAACAUAUGCUUUUUCUUCUCGUUUCUCUCAGUCUGUGAACUCCAUGCUAAAGAGUGGAGAAAAUGUGUAUUCAGCCAAGAGUGGGCAUUUGAAACCUGACAGAGAUCAUUUAAGCCCCACUGGGAAGUUCAGCACUCUCUACCAUAUAAACCAUGUUGUAAACCCACAAGCUUCAUCAUCUGAGGGAUCCAGCUUUUCAGUUGAUAGCGGUCUAGAACAAGCAUCUCUCAUUUCAGUUUCCCAGCCUGCCUGUUUCUCCCCAACAUCUUCAGUUUGUGUAGGUACCAGAAAAGAUAAAAUGUCUAUGGGAGAUAAUUCAGGCUGUUGGCUUAAUCUCUUCAGUGAGAAUCCAGGACAAAAUAUUUCUAUUAAUGUUUCAAGGCCGGAUCAUAUAAUGCCCAAAGAGAUCCAGUACAGUAAACAGCAUGGCAGCAUUUCUACUGGCUGGGGAUCAUCUGAUUCACUUAGAAAUGAACAGUUUCGAUUUCAGAACAAAGCAAAUCAGGAGAUUCAGGAUGACAGAAAAGGAAACAAGAAAAAUAACUGGUUCCCUCAACCCCACAACUUUGGUUGUUCCACCAGACAUCAAUAUAUUAAUAAUCUUACAAAGCACAACCAGGGUGUCUAUAACACUUACGAUUUCAGCAACUCAUUUAUUCCAAAUUUCCCUUUAGUGACACCAGAGUUAAAGCAGAAUCUCAGUUUUUCACAAUUUAAUCAUAAUGCUGGUGCCUCCCCUCUCCCAACAUCUUCUCUCCCUUUUCCCGACCUUAUUGAUCUUCUUCAUUAUGAAGACUUGAGUCACUUGGGGCCUUCAGUUGAUGACAUUUUUUGUGGAGACAUACCUCCACCUUAUUUUGGUUUUCCUCAGCAUUUCAGGUUUCGCUCAAUGAGGAAUCGCAGUAGUCCUGCCAAUGAACUCCACAUGCAGCUGGAAAUGUGUUAUGAACAGUGGCGGGCCCUUGAGAAGGAAAGAAAAAAGACUGAAGCCAAUCUUGCAAGAAAUUUUCUUGGAAUGCGAGUUUCAAGUUCUAAUAACACUCCCAUUCCUCGUCUCCCAGCCAGUCCUUCAAGAGUUGACCAUUUAAUUGUGGACCAGCUACGUGAGCAAGCUAGGAUUGUGACUUUAGUUGGGAAGAUGGAACGUCUACGCAGUGCACCUGUACAUACAAAUAUAAUUACUGCCCUUGAUCAUCAUUUGGAAGCAAUCCACUUAACUCAAGCCAGGCGAAAGGAUGAGAUUGUUAAUGCUACUAAUCGUCAACGGCAGGGUGCACCAAGAUAUAAUGAUGACAAAGAUGUUCUUGCUUUGGCUGUUGCAAUCAAAGAGCUUGCACUAUAUACUCGCAAAGCACAUACUGCCUUAUGGUGUGCCCUUCAGAUGACUUUACCUAAUAAUGCCUUGAGUGCAUCCGCUCGGCAGUCAGAGCUAGAGAAGGCCCUUCAGGAACUGAUCAACUUUACUAUAGCAGCAGAGCAUUCUAACCAAGAAAAGAAAGUCCCAAGUGUCUUGGAAGGCCACCAGCAAAUGGAUACAGAAAAGGAGAUUCCAAAGAAACAAGGAGAUUAAGUCAGGGGAUAGUAUCAUUGCUAUUGUAUGCUAGUAUUUGAAUGUUGGAAUAUGUCAGACUGGCAAAAUAUGAAGAUUAGAUGAUGAAGGCAAGUGCUUUGUACAGUUUCUUUUUCCAAUUUCAUAUAAUAUCAGUGGAAUAGUCACUGCUUGUACUAGUUUUGGCCUAGAUGAAUAUAAAAUUCAAAGUGUUUGGAUUCAACAAACCCUUUUUAAAUUUGGCGAACCUGUUGUCAUAGAUUCAUCCAUAGUUAAGCAUGUACUGUAGUCUGCAAAGAAUCAGUGUUGAGUAUCAUGUGAUGUGCCAAAAAACUACCUAACAUGUUAAUUUCUGUUUUGAUCAUUAGCAUUUAUUACAUAUUGCAAAACAUUAACAUUUGUUAUGCAGCAAUUGAAUAGUCUUUCCAUCAGACUGUUUUUAAACAGAUAGGCUGCCGUCAGUGUUUCCUGUAAGUUGCAAGUUCUGCAAGUUGCUUAAUGCAGCUGUCUUUGCAUAUAAAUAAAAUUGUUAAUUAAAUUAUAGUUUCAGCUGGCUUAGUUGUAAAUAUGCAUAUAGUAUUAGUUGAAAAUAUUAAUGGAUGAUACUCAGGAUUAGUACUGUGGCUUACUGUACUAACACACAAAGAGUGGGGGAAUUUGAAUUAAUGCAAUGGACAAUAAUUAGUAACUGCAUUCCAUGUUUAUUUUAUUAAGAUGCAUUUUGUGCAUGCAUUACUAGUAUAAUGUUCUGCGUAAUGGUUACUAUUGUCAAGCCUUCCUAAUAAUCACAUUUAACUGUUUACUCAGGUAAAAAUAUACACAAUGGUUUGUUUAGGUUCAGAGAUAAAAAAGUUUAUUAUUAUUUGUUUCCAUAAAUUGUAACACUGUACAGUACUAAAUUACCAAAGCUAUUUUUGUUUUACCAAAUGCUAUUACUGUUUGGGGCUUGUUUUUAUUAUAUUAGCAUUUUAGAGAAAAUGAAGAAUUAGUUGACAUUCUCAGGGUGUACUUUAUUCUUGCUGGUUACCUUUUAGUUACUGACUUCAAAACAAUAAGUUUAAUUACUUCAUGUGUAAAGUACUUUUCUUUUUUUUUUGUUUAGCAGCUGUGUAAAUAAUUUUAAACAAAUGUUUCUCCUAUUGCUGUGUUAAUUGAAUUGAUUUUUUAUUUGAAAAACAUUUGAGGUAUGUUAUUAAUCACACAUUCAGAUGCACGUUUUCAAACUAUUAAUUUUGUAUUUUCUUUAGGGUUUGUUUUUCUUGUCUGUUUUAUGUUCUUGACACAUUUAUUACUGUAUUUUAUUUAAUAGUCAGGCCACAUGUUUUGUUUUGUUUGCCUGUCAACCUCUUUCAGUUAAUUUAUUAUCAUUUUUUAUUAUCUGUUCUACUGUCUUGCAUAGUCUUGCAUAACAGAGCAUGUUUAAAAACAUAUUUAGGUUAUUACAGCUCUUUAAACAAGAGGAAUAUCAGUUGUAUUAAUUUUCUAAAUGUCACAAUUGCCUUUCUUGUUACUUAACUGGAAUUUAAAAAAAAAUAAUAAAGUUGAUGUUUUGCUUGUCAACACAAUUACAUAAUUUUAAAUUGCAUUCAGUGAACAUUUUACAUUUAACCAGUGGGCAAAUACUUGCAGAAUUGAAAAACUGAUUAUUGUGGUAUUUAUUUAUUGUGGUAUUUAUAUUACUAUAAUUACCAGUAAAUAUAACAGUUGUUUACAAUAUUUUAAUGUUUCAUCACUGAGAAAAUAUUUUUGCUAAUUCUUGUGAAUGUUAUAUGGCAUUUAGGCCAUAGUAGUUUAAGGCCCAGUAGUUUAAAAUGAGUAUUUAGUAGAAUAUAUCUGAAUUGAAUGUUUUACUAAUGUUUUGGUAAACUGAGCCUUGAAUGAUGUAUAUUUGCUUAUUUUUCUUUUCAAUCCAUAAAUUGAUUAAAAAAUAUAUAAUUUGCCCUACUCAAAUUACUUGGGAAUCCUAUACAUGGAAAAAUUGCAUUUUAGAUUAAUAAGGGAAAUGAGAAAUGUUAUAAAUAUAAAGCAUUUUAUAGUCUCUAAUAGUUUUUUUCUGUACAUUUAACAUAAUUUAGUCUUUCUU